AUGCGCGCCCUCGCGGCGGCGGGGCGCCUGGCCACGGGGCCGGGCAACCGGGGGCGCGAUCCGCACGUGCUGGCCGUGGCGCUGGUGGCGCUGCUGGCGGCCCGGCAGGGCUGCGGGGCCGCGGCCGGGCGCGCCUUCGCGCGGCGCGUGCAGGGCCGCGUGGGCGGGCGGCUGCGCGCGCUGCGGGGCGGCGCGGCCGGAGUCGCCAAGGCGCUCGGCGGCCAGGCGCUCGGCCGGGCGGCGGACCCGGUGCUCGAGGGCGUGGCGGGGCUCGGCGGCCUCGCGGCAGGCGCCUGCGAGGAGCUCGGGGCGUUCCCCGCCGACGGCCGCUGGGGGGAGGGCGCCCGCGGCGCCCUGGCGCCCGCCCUGGAGGCCGCGGGCGCGGCGCACCGCGAGGAGCCCGUGGCGGUCCUGCAGGCGGCCUGGUUGGCCUUCGAGCUCGCGCGGCCCGGCCGCGGGCGCCCGGAGGGCUGGAAGGCCACCUCCGCAGGAGACGUGGUCACCGUCGGCGCGGCCCCUGCGGCGCGGACCUCACCCACUUCGGCUCGCCGUCGAGGAGACGCGGUCACCGUCGGCGCGGCCCCUGCGGCGCGCGCGUGCGACCCACUGCAGCGCGACGUCGAGGAGACGCGGUCACCGUCGGCGCGGCCCCUGGCGCGCGCGCGCGGCCUUGGAUUGAAA
This is a messenger RNA of Prorocentrum cordatum, 681 nucleotides long. Lineage: Eukaryota; Dinophyceae; Prorocentrales; Prorocentraceae. The record is from the annotation of a GenBank genome assembly.